UGUUUCAAAUCAGUUUUCAGCAGAAUCGAAGUAAAAAAGAAGUUUUUUUUAUUUUAUUUUUCUGUCUCUAAAUCCGCUUACCUGGUGAGUCUGCUAACCUAGAAGGUGAGACUGUUGUAACGACCCGCACAGAAUCAGCACUGAGUCGGGAACGAAUCUGGCAACCAGUUUACACGGCCCGUAAAUUCUGUGCAGAGUGACUUCUACCAUUACACAGAGGAGUUUUAUCUUUUGAGCAUCGCAGGAAUCCAAAGGCUUCAAGAGAUUUAAACAUUCACAGAGUCCAAGAUCGUCGGAAACAUGCCCGAGGCCACAUCUUUUGCGGAAUUAAUAUUUGAAACUCUGUCCGGGGCUUUCAAGAAAAGAGACGAGGUAUCAGAGGUUUUAAAAAUGUUUGACAUGUCAAACGAAUCCAUCCAAGAGAUUAUGAAUCUUCUACGAAAAGACUUCGACAAUGGUCUCUCUGCUAGUGAAAAUCAGCGAGCGGAGAGCUCUGUCAAAAUGCUUCCUACAUAUGUAAGGGCAAUUCCAAGUGGCUCAGAAUCUGGUGAUUUCCUAGCUGUGGAUCUUGGUGGAACAAACUUCAGGUUGUUAUCAAUCUCCAUACGAAAUGGCCAAGUCAAAGAUACAAUUGAAAUCCCACCGUUGACUCAGACAGUUAAAACCAGUGACGCGGAAACGUUUUUUGAUUACAUUGCUCAUCACAUUUCACUCUUUGUGAAAAAACACGACCUCUCUGACAAAUCACUGCCGCUCGGAUUUACGUUUUCUUUUCCAGUCAAGCAAUCAUCACUCAUAUCAGGGUCGCUGAUCAGAUGGACUAAGGGAUUUUCUGCCUCCGGAGUGGAAAACGAGGAUGUUGUCAAACUGCUCAAGGAAGCGCUUGUAAGAAAGGGAAUGAGUUCCACAGUGGAUGUUGUUGCCCUUGUCAAUGACACCACAGGCACAAUGAUGUCUUGUGCAUUCGAGAACCCUUUAGUCAGCGCUGGUCUUAUCUUGGGCACUGGAACAAACGCUUGCUACAUGGAGAGCCUUGAUAAUAUUCCUAAAUGGGACGGUGAUCAAGAUGAACCACGACAAGUAAUCAUCAACACAGAGUGGGGUGCGUUUGGCGACAAUGGCUCGUUGGAUCAUCUUCGCACAAAGUACGAUGAACAACUUGACAGAGAAUCCAGUAACCCUCGUGAGCAGAUAUUUGAGAAGAUGAUAUCUGGUAUGUAUCUUGGUGAACUUGCCAGAAUCGUUUGCAUGGACCUGGUCGAAAAGAAACUCCUCUUCAAAGGGCAAGUUACAGAAAAAUUCAGGAGAAAAAACAGUUUCCCUGCUGAGUUUGUGUCUCUGGUUGAAAGUCAAGAUGGGCACAAGAUAGAGGAGGUGCUAAAAGCAAUAGAAGUAGCGAAACAAGCCUCAGAAUCUGACAUCGAAAAUUUGCAGCGAGUUUGUGCUGCAGUAUCCCUGAGGGCUGCUAAAGUAGCUGCAGCAGGGGUGGCCACAAUUGUCAAGAAAACUGGUAACUAUACGACUACGAUCGCCGCUGAUGGAAGCCUCUUUAAGAGACACCCACAGUUCAAGAAUUACAUGCAAGAGACUCUCGCUGAAAUUUUGCCGGAAGCCGACAUCACCUUGAUGCUAUCUGAAGAUGGUUCAGGAAAAGGAGCAGCACUCAUUGCUGCUGUUGCAUCACAAAUGAAAAAACACUGAGUUGUAUUAUCUUUUGUAAUCGAAUAGGAGUCAGAUGGGACAUUAAGCCAGCGGUAUCACUACAAUGGUACAUGCUUAUUAAAUUAAAAGUUUUAGAGACAGUAGCUCAGCCUCGCAUUGGCGUUAUGGUUCAAUUUUAACCUUAGAUUUAAUUUUCUUUUUCUUUUUUUCCACGGAUGAAAUCAGGAAUUGUACGUCCGUUUGUCCGUGUCCUAACACAAAAGUCCCUAAUAAACAGACUGAAAAAUUA
Messenger RNA from Pocillopora damicornis (cauliflower coral), 1951 nucleotides. Its product is annotated as hexokinase-4. Gene Ontology annotation, molecular function: D-glucose binding; glucokinase activity; fructokinase activity. The record is from RefSeq and is a predicted model, not a curated record. Gene Ontology annotation, biological process: carbohydrate phosphorylation; glucose metabolic process; glycolytic process. NCBI's taxonomy places the organism in Eukaryota, Metazoa, Cnidaria, Anthozoa, Scleractinia, Pocilloporidae. Gene Ontology annotation, cellular component: cytosol; mitochondrion.